This is a messenger RNA of Dermacentor andersoni, 8274 nucleotides long. The record is from RefSeq and is a predicted model, not a curated record. Lineage: Eukaryota; Metazoa; Arthropoda; Arachnida; Ixodida; Ixodidae.
UAUCAGUGUGCGUGUGUUUGUUCGGUUCGUUCGCAUGGUUCGUCCGGUUCGUCUGCAUGGUAGUUGUGCGAAGAGCAUGGCAUGGCUGUUGUUACCAACGCUGAUGGAUCAUCGAUGGCAGAGAACGAACAGCGCGCAAGGGUGGGCCCCUACGGCUUCGAGUGGCCGGAGGACUUCGACCACGAGGGUCACGAGGCAUUCUGGCGGGGAUACCGGGCAGUGCUGGCGCGGCGCCUUCGCAAGUGGGAUCAGCUGCUGUCGAAUGCCCGGCCCGCGGCAUAUCCCCAGCUCCGGCACAGCAGUGCCAAGUUGAAGCGGUACGUGAGAAAAGGUGUUCCCCGAGAGCACAGAAAACAGGUGUGGAUGGUCCUUUCGGGAGCAGCCGCAAUGCAGAGUGAGCAGCGAGGCCUGUACCAGGCACUGCUGCAGCAGAGCCUGCGGCCUGACCUUGUUGAGACAAUCCAGAUAGAUGUGCCACGAACGUUUCCUGACAAUGUGUAUUUUCACGGAGGUGGACAGCAACAGAAGUCACUAUUCAACAUCCUGGUGGCGUAUGCACAUUUCAACCAGGGUGUCGGCUACUGCCAGGGUCUGAACUUCAUAGCUGGCCUGCUGCUGCUGGCAACAGAGGAUGAGGAGGCCACCUUCUGGCUCCUGCGCGCCCUGCUCGAGCGACUGCUGCCCGACUACUAUGGCCGGCACAUGACGGGUCUGCUCACAGACAUCGAGGUUCUUGCCGAACUGGUCAGGCAACGGAUGCCACAGGUGCACGCACAUCUGGCCAAGCACGAGGUGUCCUGGGCAAUUGUGACCACCAAGUGGUUUGUCUGCCUGUUCGCUGAAGUGCUGCCAAUUGAGACUGUCCUGCGGGUGUGGGACAGCCUCUUUCUGGAAGGGUCCAAGGUGCUUUUCCGGGUGGCCAUCACAUUGGUUGCCCAAGGCCAGGUGCAGAUCCUGGCUGCGCGUGGUCUGGGCGAAAUAAUGGCAGCCUUCAAAGAGGCUGCCUCGGGACCUCAAGUCACCAACUGCCAUGCUUUCCUUAAGCGGGCCGCUCCCACAUCGGGACUGAGGGUCCAAGCCCCUCCACCGCGUCGCGGGCCCGAUGGACAGCCCAGAGCUGUGGUUCAAGGUCCGAGCUGCGUAGAGCUCGGUCCCACUCUUCCUUGGUGGUCCUGGCCCCUGGCGCCAGGGGGCAAUCCCAGAGCAUGUGAGCAAGGCUAGCUAUAUCUUUACAACGGUGACACACAUUGAACUUCUAUGGUUUUAUCAUAAAAUUCCUGAUUUUUAGAGCUUACUAUCGAUGUGGUGACACCGGAAAGUGGUGACACCAGCAAUUUAAGGGUUUUCGCUUGCACCUAAUUUAAAGCAAAGUUUAUUCAAAAAGAAUACAAGUACAGUCGCUGAGCAAUUUUUGUAGCCAAAUUUUUUGGACCAAUUAAUUACGUGUAGUAUGGACAUAGCCUCCUGUGUAUGCUGUGCCUGCGGGCUCAUCGGCAAACCAAUGAGAAGCGGCUGUCGUUGGAAAUGAGGCUCUGGCCUCGCUUAUGCAUAUUUCUCGAAUGCACUUUUAGCAUGUUUGGUGCUUGCUACUAACAAAAAAGAUGCAUGGGUAUCGGUAGAAGUGUGGUAACUAUUAGUGAAAUAUUAAUAUUCUGCUUAUAGUUGCUUUUUGAAACGAAACCAGCUGCUACAGCUGCACAGGAGCAUUGUUGUUUCCAGAGCACUGAUCAACUUUUGCUCUCUGCUGCCAAUGGUGCAUAAGGUGCAUGAUAGGGCGCUGGCAAGGCUGGUCGUUACCCUGGCCAAAAUUGAAUGACUCUCCCCUGCCUAAGUGGCGCUUCCAUAAACGACAGCAGUUUUGUAAGGAUCUGGCAGGCACUGAGUGUAUGUAAGGUGGCUGUGAUAUGGACCCACCUGUGCAGCAGUGGCACCAACUUAUAGAACCAAUGUGUAACAGCAGUUCAAAUUUCAGCUGCCAUUGUGUGAAUAUUUCAUCAAUACACUUCAUAAGCAUUUCUGGCUCGGAUCUUUCUUACUGCAACUAUAGAGCAAAGCACCUGUUGACAGUAUCCCUAUUAAACAAAGCAAGCAAAUAUUAAUACAUAGUCAACAUCUUGAGUAAACAGACACUUUUGAUUUUUCACCAUAUUUUGGUAUAUUUUGCCUACGACUCUAGUAGUAAAGUUCUAAGGUUGUCAGGUCUGCUACUAACUGAACAAUUUAUUUGUGGGAAGUAUGUGCUUUUAAAUGCGCGAUAUUCAGGAAAGCAAUAAAAUAAUGACAAGAACAACAAAAGUAAAGGACAGCUGCCAGAAAAUGCACAGCACAUCAUAUCCACAUGCAUACGAAAAAAGAAAAGACAAUUUUCAUCUUGCAAUAAACACACAUAGUGAACGAAUGACAGUGUGAACUGACAAGGACGAGACAAGUAGGUGACGCACAUGCGGUGUCGUAGUCGUACACGGUCAUCGACUGAUUUUUCAGAUGCCAUUUUUUUUUUACCAGCUCAAUUAUCUGGACAUUUAUUAAAUUAUUUACUGUAGCACCGCCAUCUUGGUACAUACAAGAAAUGUAUAAUGGCAACCGAAAUAUAGGACUGCUGUAUAAUACCUCGCUUGAUUUUUUUGGACAAGAAGCACCUGCAUGUUGAAAAAAUAGCAGCUGUGAACAACGAACUGCUAAUACUAUGUUUGUACAAGUGACGCAUCUGUGAUUGGGCUUGGGAUCCUGCGUGCGGGCUAGGCUGACAAGUAUAAAAGUGACAUUCAGGUCCCCGGAUGAUCGGCAGGCAACUACUGUGUGUGCACCUACCAAUUUCGUCAGUGCUCUUACUGGACUGAAUGGGUUAAGCUUGCACGUAAGCUGAAGACUCUGAACAGAACUUGUACAGUCAAGAUCGCAUCAUCUGCACUUUGUGGCGACGUUACGAUAGUUGAAGCAGAUCGAGCCACAUGAUGAGAGACGAGAUGUGAAGCCCCUUUCUUGCCUUGACCUUCACAUUGAAAUUGCUUCAUGGAUCGACGACAUUGAGCAACUGUGCAAAUGAAUGUACUGUAGUGCUUGCAUUGUAAAAACUAACAAAAUAUAUUUUUUUCUUGAAAUUAGUUUUAAUUGGACCACCCGACUAUUGGAACAUUUUUAUAGCCUCUUCAGGUCUGAAAAAUUUAUCGCCAACUGUAUGUUGGUAGGUGCACUCAUCUUGCCACUUGGUGUUUUUGACCUCAUCAUGCUGCACCACUCUGCAUCUUUCAGCUUUAAUAUGUGGCAAAAGUUGUGGGGGAGAGGGGGAGGGGGGGGUGCUUCAUUCAUCUCAAGAUGUAAAUGCAUACAUUCAUGGACACAAACAUGUUUUACCAAAGGGGGGGGGGGGAUGCUUAGAGACUUGAACGAGUGUUCCAUUUCAAAUCAAAGUAUUUAAUUUAAGAAUUCAGUGCUCGAUUUAUUUGAGUAUUCAGUUGUGUGUGCCAUAUGUACAAGUUUACUUACGGCUGUUAGAGCGUGCUUGUUUCUAUGAAGGUACACACUUGCGCCAAUAAUCCACUGGUCACCUUGAGUGCCUACCUUCCAAGGGGCCCUGCUGUGCCUUUUCACAAAUUAAUGAAAUGAGUAUAGUGUUGCAACACCUCCAUCGAGAACUAUUUGGAUGUAUAGUGUAGAAGGGGAGUUGUUGCCAGUCAAGGAUCACCAUUCAAAUCCUCUGCAGCGAUUUUGCUCCUUCUUCCACAACUUGCAUGCCAGUGGUAUGGUUGAGCAGGGCAGUGUUCAAAAUAUGUGUGCACUAUACGUGAUUUCUGCUGUGGUGAUUUUUUGUGUUUUUUUUAUGUGUUACGUGAUGGCCAUUACAGGCUUUGGUGCAUUAACUCACUAAACCUAGACAUUCUCGAUCGAGUUCCAUUUGAGUUUCGAUAUACUGUAUAUGCUGCCGAAUGGAGCAGUAGUGCAGUUACUCUAGUGACUAUUAGCUGCACAUAUGUUGGUAGCUUAUUAGGCUAUAACCAUGCUUUGCUGGAACUUGGCUUCUUGAACCACUUGAUGUAGAAUUUUCAUGUCAAUGUUGGCACCUUUGCAGCCAAUGACCUGCAACUUUACAUUUGUCUUCAGUACCACGACUAUUGAAGCACAUUCCAUUGCAUUUGCAAAUGACAGUAAUGCAUCAUUUAGAUAAUUCCAGAUAGUCAUAGAGAACUUGCAGGCAAAAAACUCAACUCACCAUAGUGUGUAAAUGCAAUGCGCAAGAUAGGCUAUCGAAACUUGAGCAAUGAUGCAAUUUUGUAUUGUGAAGGGAGGCAACAUAACUUUAGCAUAUGACUCUUUUGGAUGCAAUGACCAUUUGAAAUUUCUAACUAACAAGCUAAUGUUAAAACAGUGUGUUCUUGAUUUUUUUUUAUUCUGCCAAUUUAAUGAUAUCUCAUUACGUACUCGGCAGUUCGGCUAGCAGUCCCAGAAUUCCUCCUUGGCAUCAUCAGACCAACCAAAUAAAUGCUGGUUAGGCUUUAGAAAAGCAACAGCAAAGCUAAAGCAGGAAUAAUCUUUACAGCAAUAUUGUACUUUCCCUGCUGCGUGCAAAAAGUUUGUCUCAGCAUUUGCAUUGUCUCUGGUAUGGUUUAUUCACCUUCCUCAAAAGGCACUGCAGGACCCCUGUAAAAGGCAACUUUAGCCAGAAACACGUUAUUCCAUCAGUAUUUUGUUAUGGGUAAAUGAUCUUCUGUAGCGUAGGGGAAUAGGUAUGUGGGUAAGUGGGUGGGGGAGAGUGGAAGGGGAAUGCGUUAUUGCUGUAUUGAAUAACCACUUCCCGAGUAGAGUUUAGAUUUUUUAUUUUUUUGGUAGCCUGCAACAAUCUAACCAACUAUGCAUUGCUUUUAUGCUACCCUUAGACUCGUUCCUUGACUGAUGAAAAGGUCUAUUUCUCUUAAUAUUGCCUACCAUGUACCCAUCACUAAUGUUAUGUAUGGUGGUGCGGUUCAAAAUCUGUUCCUUUUCUGAACGUAUAAUUCGAUGAGUAAGUUUCUAUGUUACCUUUGUACAGUGACCUGCACAUAAUUAAUGGAGAAGAAUGAGAACAGUAAUAGAAACAUAACAUAACAAAUAGAUAAGAUUUUUCAUUUUUGCUUGUUUACUUGCUUCCAAAUUUCAUUCCAUGAUCAGUCUUUUUUUUUUUGUCUUUGUCUGAAAAUAAAAUAAUUGGUAUUGGCAUUUGCUUGCUUUCCGUCAUCAUCUGUGUACCUUGCCACUGAAGAAGCAAGUUCUUGCACACAGGUAGACUGGCGUUGCCAAUAACUGGCAAAUAAAGGAGGCAGAACACUGACGCUAUAUGCAAAUUUCUUGCAAGCCGUUAGCAAGUCUAAUCUGCCUGUCGCAGAAGUGUGCCGUUUUAUUAAGGAGGCAUCUACAUGAUGCCAGUUCCUAAUUUUAUCUGAACUAACCAGGUAGGAGCUGAUAUCAAGUUUUAUAUUAAGCUUUGGACUAAAUCAUGGUUGAAGAUAUGAAGCUAAAAUAGCAGCUGUAAGCAUAGGAAUUCAUUUUACAAGUUUCUGUUAAUAUGCACCGUAUGUAUCCAGGCGCACAUUCUACAAUUUCCUUCACGCAUCUAGUCAUGUGAUGUUCCUUUUGUUUCUGCUAUUCUCAUUGUCACGAUCACAUGAACUGCGAUGACCUUUCGCUUUCCGCUCGUUCACUAGCUGCCCACUGGGACAGAUUUACAAAGAGCAUCCUGUGUAUUCAGGGACAGAGUUCAAAUUUUUUAUGCUUUCUCUCUCUCGGCCAUUCUUUGUAGAAAAAGAACUAUUCAUGUUCAACUUGAUAUUCAAAGCCCUCAUCUGCCGUACAUCAUUGAUGAAAAGAUUACCCUAACUGAACACCUCUGUUUGUGAGUGUUUGUGUAGCAAUCAAAGGAUUGAGUGAAGUAAACAACUGGCAGGCUUUUUUUGUUACAUCUGCUAUCUUGCUUAUCUAAACGUCACAAAACUUAGCGUAUGGCAUGAGGUGAUUAUACUGCAAUCGCAUUCAAAUUUGUUACGCUUAUGCCCUUCCGUUUCCUGUGUGCACCUCCCAUAUUUGUUACAGCUGUUUGAAAUGUUACUUGCACAGUUUCGCAUUACAUAGAGAACUGGAAAAGGCUCAGUUCUUGCUUCACGCCAAGGGUUGAGAUGAAGGCACUGCUGUUGGAUGGGGCAUGACGGCUUCUAGCGACUCUUUUGUCAGUGCAGAAAUGGAAAGACAUACACUAGAUAAACGCUGGCAUGCAGAUAAUGCAAGUGCUGUUCACCAAGUGUAUGUACACCUUUCAGCUGUCCUGCUGGUUAUGCGAGUGAUGGCGCUCAGGCCAUGUCUUUGUUCUUUUGUAGGCUGCAGUCAGAACUCUGUCAGAUUGGGCAAGUUUAGUAUCACUUUGAGCGAAUGAACUUUGCCGUUAGAGUAAUUUGCAGGCUGUCACAGGGAAAGGUUUACUAGCGACACUCAAUGUAGAGUGCAUUCGUCAAACUUGCUUCGCUGCAUCGAAGUGUGUAGCCUUGAUGGCAGUGCUCCAAAAUUAAAUAUAACAAUACUCGCUGCAUGGUUGGCACUAAUUCUGAAAUCAUUUUUUUUUUUUUGCGAUUUCAAAUGUUCCAAGCAUCCCCACUUUUUGAAAACGGCAUUUUUCCUCUGUCAACGAGAGCAGUCUCAUUUUUCAUUAUUGAUUGUGUUAAUGUUAUGUUGCAAAUAUUGCAUAGAAUAACAAGUACAUAAUGUGCAAGCUAAUUUGUGGAUCAGCACUUCCAAGAAAUGCAUUUGUCAUUUUCCCUUCUAGCAGUGUACCAGCCAUAGUAACACUCACUGAGGCAAAGUGCACUCAAAGUGUCACUAAGUUUGCCCAUCUAACUGGGGUAUUACAUGACAAAGGGAAACUCGCUAUGGAUGAAAGGAUAAGAUUAUGGAUUGUGUGCCUUUGAAGUUCUCAUGCCUAGGCUUUCAACCAGAAGUCUCUAACCAGGCUUGGUUCACAUUGUCGUAGUAAUAUCUUUUGAAAGAAUGGACGAAACUUUUCAUGUCCGAUGAUGACUGCAUACAACUUUUGAAUUUGAUGUCACAGCAUCGGUAGCAAUCACAUAUCACAGUGGACCCAUUGUAUGGCGCAUCACAUUCAUAUACAAAGGCUGCCAUGGACAGUGUUCUCCCUAUUACCACCUAUGCCUGCAUUUUUUUCCUUAUCUGUCUGGUUGAAGGAUUGUAGUUUGAUGUGUACAGGACUGAAAUGUUUUGAACAGAUGCCAGCAGUGGUCUGAAAAUGUAACACUGUGGUCCUAUGAGGUGCUUGCCACUUAGUUUACAUUGUCAUCGUAAACAUUAUUUGCCUUUUAACAACCUAGACAACAAGUUUAACUGAAGGAGCUCAAAAUGGAGCGCAUUGAUAUAUAUUGCUUUUUAUUGCCAUUCAAUGCGACCUUCAGUGAAAGGUAGCCCAAUUUUUUAGAAUGAGUGCAAAAGCUGUGGAUAAACUUUGGAUGAACCUUUUGCAAUGUUGGCCUGCUCAUUUAUGAUAUACUGGCAUUGAUCGUCUUUUUUAGGUAUAAAAUGCACAGCCUUAUUCAUGCAGAAGCGUUUGACUAAGAUAGGGUUCGUGUCAUCCACUCACUCUCUAUGUACACCUUUACUUUUUUAAAAGACGAGAUGUUCAAACAUUUAUGAUGCACAACUUCUCAUAACGAUGGAGUGAGCCAUCACAUCAAAGAUGGCGGCAUUCAAAUCAUUCAGUAUUUGCACGUGUUAUCAUAACUGUGGUGCCUUCAACAGGUGCAACACUAAUUAAAUUAGCAAGACAAUUCUAUUUCCCUACCAGCAUCUGUCAUUGGAUUUUAAGCAUAUGUGGAAAGAGUUCUUGCAGCUACCAGAGCAAGUACUUAUGUGAACUUUUGGAACUAACACCGUCUACUGCCACAUCAAGCACCACACAAGUGUGGUGCUUGAUGUGGCAGAAUGUUGUUUUCGCAUGAGAGUUGGUUCAUCUCUCUGUACACCAAACUUGCUCUGAAUGAGAAGUAUGUAAAGGAUCUUUCCAAUAUUUCUUAGUGGAGGAAACCUGUUGUAAUGACAUUGUGAUAUGCUGUACAGGUGUCCCAACUGUGUGCUUUACCUGUAAAUGGGGCGCCGUGGUGCCAUAUGGUAAAUUCAUGCCUGUCUAGAACACUUUAGUUGUGAAGGUCUUUAUUGGCAUGAGAAAUAACACAAAGAUGUUCUGUGAUCUAGUUUGUAUUUUGCAAGCCACUGCGUAUGUAAAUAAAGAUAAUUGACAUUGGA